Messenger RNA from Medioppia subpectinata, 1551 nucleotides. Lineage: Eukaryota; Metazoa; Arthropoda; Arachnida; Sarcoptiformes; Oppiidae. The record is from the annotation of a GenBank genome assembly.
AUGUCCGAUAAGAUCUUCACGUUAUCUCAAACCCCAUUCGUGCGGAUUAUUGAACAGCCGGCCAGAGGUGGCACUCGAUUCCGGUACGAGUGCGAGGGUCGGAGUGCCGGCUCUAUUCCGGGGGUCAAUUCUACUCCAGAUAUCACUACAUAUCCUGCCAUUCAGGUGACCAUUUCUCACAUCUAUGUGGUGAACUACACGGGCAGCGCACUGGCAAUCGUGUCGUGUGUGACCAAAGACUUCCCGUAUAGACAACACCCGCACAACUUAGUGGGCGAGCGCUGUACUAAUGGUAUCUCCAAAAUGAUUGUCGACAACAAAGACAUGAUCGCAACCUUCCCAUCGAUGGGCAUUCAAUGCGCUAAACGUAAUGAUAUUCGGGUCCGUCUCAAGCGUCGACAGGCCCUACAGAUUGAUCCGUUUGACUGCGGCUUCGAUCACAUGAAUUGUUCCUCCUUUGAGAUCAACUUAAGCGCCGUUCGUUUGUGUUUUCAAGUUCUGCUCGAAGACCCGAAAACUGGUCAGUACUCUAUUCCUCUGCAACCGGUUGUGUCGGACGUCAUCUUUGAUAAGAAGUCCUGCAAUGAACUCAAUGUGAUUGACAUCUCAUCCAAUACUAUAUCGACAAAUGGCUCAAAACUAAUGCUCUUCACGUCGUUUGUGUUGAGAGACGACAUCGAAGUCCGCUUCUAUGAACUCGACGACCAAAAUGCGGUCAAAUGGCAAGACUUCGGUGUCAUUGCAUUCAUCUACAGACACAUCGGUAUCUCAUUAUUGACGCCCAAAUACAUUGAGCCCAUAAACGAGGAAAAGGUUGUAUAUUUGCAAUUAAGACGUCCGUCCGAUCACGAGCUCUCGGCUCCCAUCAAACUCCGAUUGAUUCACGUGUCCGACCACGACAUGGAUGUCAGCCAAUCCACACCAUCUCUUAUUACAAAGAUCUCUCGACCAUCUCAGGGCUCGAGUUCAUUGUCAUCGUCGAGGAAAAAGCUAUGCGGAACCAGUGAUUCGUGGAAAGAGAUUGUACUGAAAAAACCCGACUUUCCGUUCCCUAUACUGAAGGCUGCCAUCAAACGGGAAAUAUUUGUUAAUCCACUGAAAUCACACGCAUUUGAAAUGAAUCCACAAACACAUAAUCCAUACAAUUAUAAUCACAUCAAUAAUAAUAAUAUGAAAUGCCAUCAAAAAGAGUUGUGUUUAACGAAAGCCUAUAGUAAUAGCGAUUAUAACUCACAAUCAAUGCUUAAAUAUAAUAAUCAUAGAAAUAUAUCGACAAAUACGACAACUACUCAACGAUCCUAUGAUAUAAACGAUGAUCAAAAUCUGGUCAUCGAUUUGACCACCGGUUUUGAUGCGACCAAACAUUACGCUAAACAACAACAACACCAACGGAUAGAUGAGUGCAAUUCACGCCGUAGUCCUCCUCAACGACAUCCGCAGCCGACGACACAUCAAGACGUGAACGACUUCUGCUGUCAAGUGAAUACCAUGGAUGACACCGACAUCGAUGUUGAGGCCAACGAUGAUUCCAACGAUUCCAGCGGACACUGA